Chara braunii is the source of this 2159-nucleotide messenger RNA. Lineage: Eukaryota; Viridiplantae; Streptophyta; Charophyceae; Charales; Characeae. The record is from the annotation of a GenBank genome assembly.
GCCCUCCUGGUCCGCUGGCGGCGGGCAAUAACUUCAGGGUCCCUCUGUCCGGCAGCCCUCUCUCCUUCUCAAUGCCAAUAUGGCUGCGCCUAAGCGAGCCCCUGCAGCGUCCCCUAGGCAGGUGCAGCAAGGCUCUUUGCAGAGGAGGGAAAAGGGAAGUGGCAGAAUGCGGCCUGCCAGGCCUGCAGUGGCGAGCCCUGGGUCAGACCACCAGUCCCCAGGGCGGCCAAGCAAGAGAGCUAAGGGAGGAAAAGGGGGUGUUGGGGGUAAAGGGAAGUCUGCUGCCGUUCCUUUUACUGCGGCCCUUGAUCUCGUGCCUCCUGCAUCUGAUCGGACUCCAUUGCAGAGAUCGGACUCCAUUGCAGAAAAUGGAAAGUGCGUUGGUCCAUCUACAUCCGAAGAAAUUAGGCGACGAGUCGAUCAGCCUUCCCAUGUCUUGUAUGACGAGGCCACCGGUUGACACUCCAGAUGGCAGACGCUCCAGGGAGAUAAGAGAGCCCGGAGAGUACCAAGUCAGGGUCCUCAUGACCUCUAUGGAGAGGGCGCCUUGUGGGGACCAUCUCCCGUUCGUUGGUAUGAUUGACCCUUCUCAGUGCACAUCUGUAGAUCAGGUUGACAAGAAGAAACUCAGAGAAGGGGGUUAUACUGUGUGGAUCCUUAGUGGUGGUCAUUCUCGAGAAGCCCGCAGUAGGCUGAUGCUCAAACACGCCACCGUGGAUUUCUACAAGAGAUACACAUGCUACGUGUAUUGCGGCCUCACUGUGAAAGAGGCGAUUCUCGUCGGGCACGAGCACAACCGUGCUGCAGGGUUUCACAAGCAGCUCACAUUUGUUCAAAGAAUGCGCUGUUGGAGGCAGACUUUUGAGAAGUUGGGCUGUGACAAGACUCUGGAUGUCAAGAAGGCUUGCUUGAAGGCUUUUGGUCUGAAGGCAACCUGUUGGGACCAGGUAUCGAACUGGGAUCCUCAACUUCAAAUCUGCAUGCGGGGCGCUGAGGUCUGGGCUUUGAUGUCUGAUAUUUUUUACCUUUGGGAGGAGGCAAAGAUAAAGGAUGUGAAGAUGAAGAGGGGGGUAGGAGGGAAAAAGGUAAAGUCCAUUCAUGCAGCAGACUUGUCGGUAGGCCACGAAAAAAAGGGUGGAAGGCCGAAGAGGAAACAGAUUGAUAUGUGUGAGCAGAGGUUGUCGUUGAUGACUCUCAAUCCGGGGAUGUACGUAACAGAGAAGAACGAAGUCGUCAACGAGCCAGCGGAUAUGCCAUAUAAGCCCUGGCUUAUGAUGGCUGCACUUGACGACGCCGUCGUCAUCCCUGUCCUCACUGAGGUUAAGAGUGGGAUUCUGUCCCUUGAUGAGAUGGCGGAGAAGUUCAAGAUCCUCAAAACUCGUCAAGGGACAACAACCGCUUUUAUGAAGGAGGUGGGGGUAGAAAGCUGGGAGAAAGCCAAAGAGGAGUUCCCAGUUCACACACAAGAGGCGAUGCUAUCCCAGUACUAUGGCCUGUUUGACAAGAAUAUCAAAGGGACCCCGCAUCCUAUGCAGCUGUAUGCGGCCAAGGCCCUUAACUACAGGGAUAAGAUUUCCCAGCACGAGCAGCACGCAGCUGGAACACAAGAUCCUGAGGGGUUGCUUGCUGACUGGGUUUCGUUUGAGGGGGAAGGCUACAAGGGGAGUGUUAAGGUGAUGCACUGUGACAUGCUUCAGCUGAGUGACAAAUUGGAGGAUAGGUUGCCGUUCACUCUAUGCAUCUUCGACUUCCCUUGUAGAUAUGAUGCCGAUGGCUCUGCUCACGAUGCGGAGCGCUUCACGAAGCCUCUGAUUGAGGCGUCCGUGGAGAACUUGAAGAAGAUCACUUGUUCUCCUUUCUGGGUGCUUGCAGGCUUCUGCUCUACUGACAUGCUCAGCGAUGUCACAUCUGUGUUUUCUGCUGCGUGCAAUGCUGGGGUGGAGGUGGGUGUUUGGGUUGCUUUGCUUCUCCUGGUGGGCUCAAGUUCACUAACUGUUGGCAGCACUGUGUUCUUGGCUUUCACAAUGACAGCGGAACUAGGGAACCCCUGCAGUUUCAAUUCAAUAAUGCUGACUCAAGGUUGAAUUGCUGGAGUCACAAUGCAGUGACCAAGAAGUAUGUCUUUGCUGCAGACAACGAGAUCCUUUGUCCGUACCAGA